Trifolium pratense (red clover) is the source of this 775-nucleotide messenger RNA. Its product is annotated as 30S ribosomal protein S16-2, chloroplastic/mitochondrial-like. The coding region runs from base 173 to 541 and encodes 122 amino acids. The record is from RefSeq and is a predicted model, not a curated record. Lineage: Eukaryota; Viridiplantae; Streptophyta; Magnoliopsida; Fabales; Fabaceae. Gene Ontology annotation, biological process: mitochondrial translation. The transcript has 2 exons. Gene Ontology annotation, cellular component: ribosome; small ribosomal subunit. Gene Ontology annotation, molecular function: structural constituent of ribosome.
UACCCUUGUUAAAAGAAACAAAAUUCCAUUUUUUGUUCGAAUGAAUUUGGAUAUGAACACCGCAAUUCCAAGUUAACCACCAGGUUACACCAAAGCACCGAUCGUUUUGAAUUUUGAUCGAUCGACUCAUCAAAACGAAUUAUUGCAGAAAGUGUUGAGUUUUGGGGCGAAAAUGGUGGUUAGGAUUCGACUAUCACGUUUAGGUUGCAAAAACAAACCAUUCUACCGUUUAAUGGCCGCCGAUAGCCGAUCUCCAAGAGACGGAAAACACCUCGAAGUUCUCGGUUACUAUAACCCCUUACCUGUUCAAGACGGUGGCAAAAGAAUGGGUAUCAAUUUUGAUCGAGUCAAGUAUUGGCUUUCUGUUGGAGCUCAACCGUCGAAUCCGGUUGAGCGUCUUUUGUUUCGAGCAGGGUUACUUCCACCACCUCCGACUGUGGCUAUGGGGUGGAAAGGUGGGCCCCGCGACACUCGUCCUGUUGAUGGUUUAACUGGACGUGUACGCGACAAUGUCACUGCUGCAGUAACUGAAAACCAUUGAAAUUGUAUGUUUUUUCAUUGCUGAGGAAUGUUAUGCUGUUAUAUGUUUACUUGUAGUUGAAGCUAUUGAUUUUAAUUGAUAGAUAUUGUUGCUGUUGAAUUAUGUUUUGUUAAUUCUAAUGCAGCAUUUUGAAAUAUUAUCCUUUUUCUAUGCCAAUUAGUUCAUAUUUUGAAUAAUAGUGCAUGUUCCUUGUAUUUUAUUUUGUCAAUUUUUGUGUGUGCGUGUUGAGAAUCA